AUGAAGGACAUUAUAGUUCUUUAUCCUGCUCUAGGUAGUGGACACUUAAUGUCUAUGGUUGAAUUAGGCAAACUCAUAGUAACUCAGUAUCCUUCAUUUUCCAUCAUAAUUCUCAUUCUUACACCACCCAAUGAAAACACAAACAAUAAAGACACCACUCUUUCUCCCCAAGAACACUACAUAGCAUCAGCUUCAACAACAUUUCCUUCAAUCAAUUUUCAUUAUAUUUCUCCAAUUUCACUCCCUGCAACACUUCUAACACAUUUUAUUACCUUUGAAAUCUCUCCACAAAGCAACCAUCAUGUUGACAACAUUAUUCAAUCUAUUUCCAAAACCAAAAACCUCAAAGCUGUUAUAUUAGAUUUCUUCACCUAUAGUGCCUAUCAAAUAGCCACAAAACUUGAAAUCUCCACUUACUUUUACUACACUUCAGAUGAUUACCCAGAUGAAUUGGAUUUUGAGAGUGAUGAAUUCAAGAUUUUGCUUGAAUCUACAAAAACUAUGACAAAAAAUGUUGGACUUAUUGUGAACACUUUUGAUGCUAUUGAAGGAAAAGCAGUUGAAUCUUUAAAUAAAGGAUUGUUUGUUCCUAAUCGAACUACUCCUACAUAUUUCUCUAUUGGACCUCUGAUUACAUCUUCUUAUGAUGGAGAUGAAAAUGGGUGUCUGCAUUGGCUCAACUUGCAACCGAGUAAAAGUGUCGUGUUGUUAAGUUUUGGAAGCAUGGGGAGAUUUUCUAAGGCUCAAUUGAAAGAGAUAGCAGUUGGUUUGGAAAAAAGUGCAAUAAGUCAUGAUUCAAUUGGUGGAUUCGUGAAUCACUGUGGAUUGAACUCGGUGUUGGAAGCAGUUUGUGAAGGUGUUCCUAUGGUGGCAUGGCCUUUGUAUGCUGAACAAAGUCUGAACAAAGUGAUUUUGGUUGAAGAAAUGAAGGUGGUUUUGGAACUGAACAAGUCAAAAGAUGGGUUUAUGAGUGGAAUUGAAUUAGUAGACCGAAUUAAGGAAUUGAUGGAAUCAUAUAAAGGAAACGAGAUUUGA
Messenger RNA from Vicia faba (fava bean), 1035 nucleotides. The record is from the annotation of a GenBank genome assembly. NCBI's taxonomy places the organism in Eukaryota, Viridiplantae, Streptophyta, Magnoliopsida, Fabales, Fabaceae.